Messenger RNA from Rotaria sp. Silwood1, 2945 nucleotides. The record is from the annotation of a GenBank genome assembly. NCBI's taxonomy places the organism in Eukaryota, Metazoa, Rotifera, Eurotatoria, Philodinida, Philodinidae.
CACACCCACCCACACCCAAGUUCUUUUGUGAUGUGAAGGUGAUUUUCCGAAAUUACGAGGAAAUUUCUUUAUUUUCCUUACGGUUGGUUGAGAAUAGGAUUGCGGUAGCUACGAUAGCAUCUGAUAUUUUCUAAAACUUGCAUUUUGUAGGGUUACAAUUUCCAAAAUAUGAAUAUUUAGCAGAGAAAUUUUCUUUUUCGGAAAUCUGCCCACUGCUGUAGCAGUGCAAAUCAAAAGUUUUUAGACACAUUUGAAAUUUCAGCAAUUUUCGAAAUUUCUGUAAGUACGUCAUUGCGAAAAUUUCAGAAAUUCCGGAAAUUACAUCAUUUUAGGAAGUAACGUGCAAUUGCGAACACAAAUACUUGAAAUCUCCGAAACUGCCGAAAUUUUCUUUUUCGGAGGUCUGAACAUUGCUGCGUUGAAUUGCUUGGGUUCCUUGGGUUCGUUGAUGUUCUGAAUGAUUGUGAUUCAAGCGUCUUUGAGUUUUUAGAGUUCCAUGAGUUCAGAAUUCAUUGAAUCCAACCACAUCUCUGUGACGUUUUCUGUGUAAUCUGUUUUAUUUUAUGUAGUAAAUUUUAACUGCUCUCUUCUCUGUAGAAAGAUAAGUAUGAAAAAAAGAGCGUAUAUAUAUACAUCUCUUGAGUAGAAAGUGACCAGAUGUUUUUAUGCUUUGAGAGACGCGUGUUGUUUUGUAACUUGAAAAACAUAAAGAAAGAAAUCUAACAGCCACUGUAUCGCGAUUCAAAUAUUUACUCUUUCAGAUGUCAAACAAAAAUUCUUCAACGACUAAGAAGCCGUAUACAACAUUCAGAAGGAAUUCGUGUAUAAAAGAGAAUCAUGUGACUACAAAAAGUUCUCCGGUUACAGUGGUAGGCUCAAAUUUAACAGCAGUAUCUAGUCCUAACUCUUCUUCAAAUGCAAAGCCGAUCAUAGAACCUAAAAAUAGCACCAAAUCGAAACUGUCACUAUCACAUAUCGCGAGGUCAAAUGGAAAUGCAGCAACAACUAUCAAUCAAUCACGUAUUAGUGCAGCAACAACUAUCAAUCAAUCACGUAUUAGUGCAGCAACAACUAUCAAUCAAUCACGUAUUAGUGCAGCAACAACGAUCAAUCAAUCACGUAUUAGUGCAGCAACAACUAUCAAUCAAUCACGUAUAAAUACAGCAACAACUGUCGACACACCAGUAGAAAUAGGAAUGCCACGUACUUCGAUAAUUAGAAUCGAACCUUCCGAAAAACUUGAUGCGCGCCGUAUCACUUCUGCAUCUAUGCUUAGGAACCGAGAAAUACCAGAGACACAGAUGCCAUCACUUCAAGCGAAGCUAAUUUUUAUAUGGCUGGAUGAAGAUGUUAACACAAACAGUAUUUAUUUAGCUGCACAAAAGCAAUUGCAGAAGGUGCUUUAUAAACUCUUAGUAUUUAGCAGAUAUGGUGAAUGUAUUCACUAUAUUACUAAUAAUAAAGAUCAACGAUUGAUUGUGAUUGUUUCAUCGAAAUUCGGGGAAAAAGUCAUCUCCAUCGUACAUGAUUUGCCACAAUUGAUCGAAUGUUAUGUCCUGUCAAAGUAUAGCGAAAACGACAAAAAAUGGACACUGAAUUAUGAAAAGGUAUUUAGGAAACUAGAAAGAGAAGUUCACUCAAAAAUUUGAAAACAAAUACAUAUACGAGGAACAUGUAAUCAGUGUAGCAUACACAUUGAUACUAUCUAUCCAGUUAAAGAAUCGCUAUUUCCUAUCAUAGUUUUCGUUUGAUUCGUUACUUAAAGGGUUUAGUUUACGACAAUGUAAAGAACUACCCGAUUUCCAUCGUCACGAUACUGUCUGAUAUGGAUAUAGAUGUAACAAAGAAAGGUAUUUUUAUAAACAAGUAGGAUAUAGGUAACAAGACGGUUUCAUCGAUCGUUUGUCGCUGUACAGAUAGAAUAUUUUUGCAACCAGUGACAAAUACAUUUUUUAUAAGAGAGCCACGAUACGCAGGUAUGGUGUGAAGGGUCGAAGCAGGCAAGGAAAUCCAAAAAUCGGACAAAGAGUGAAAAUUUUUUUCUAUCAUUCAAAAAGAUUCAAAAAUUGGAGAAAGUCGUCUGAUAUGCUUCUUCAAAAUUGGAGAAAAUUGCUGACUAAAAUCUCAAAAAUCGAAGAAAGCUGUCUUCAAAAUCGGAGUAAGGCGACUUCAAAUCCGAAGAAAGCCCCAGCCAAUAUUCUCUGGAGCAUGGGGUGACCUCCUCAUCCUCCUGGUCGUACCACCCCUGACACUACGUCUAUUCAACUAUACUCGAGCCCUGGCUACAGCCACAUCCAUGCGAAAGCAAUAUCCCAGUCACUCAUUCACAAUAACGCGCACACAUCAACCAUUCACAGAGGCAUAUACCAAGUUACACUUCGAGGGUGCUCACAAGUACACCCAUCAGUUCACGCUCAGCCAUAUAUCCACAUACAAUCGAUAUCUAACUUUAUAUUUAGGAUAUGAAAGGCUGAUUUGUCAUGUAUCAAUCAGCAUGUGAGUCACUACCUAUAAAAUACAUGCAUACACAUACACCACCUAACAUGUCGCAUUUGUAUAAGAUCCAGUUCAUAUAAGCCACGACCGACUUCAUAGAAAUCCUGCUCAAUCGAUGUCGGCAGAUUUGGCUCAAUUUAAGAUACGUUGUAGAGGGAAGAGUUUUAUGAAUUUUGACGCAAGCCGAUUCAAAAACUAUUGAUCCCUGGGUCUUUUAUCAGCAUUUUACGAAAAGGCCUAAAAAUCAUCCUAUAUAUAAAUGGGAGUAUUAAUGCAACGAUAUCUCACGAAUAGUUCAACCAAAUGAGCUGAAAUCUUUUAUUGCCAUAUAUAUCAGUGAGGGUGUGAGUGUGGGUGUGGGUGUGGGGUGUGUGGGUGUUGGUGUGGGUGUGGGUGUGAGUGUGGGUGUGGGUGUGGGUGUGGGUGUGGGUGUGGGUGUGGGUGUGGGU